This is a messenger RNA of Rhea pennata, 1122 nucleotides long. RefSeq names its product purinergic receptor P2Y12 (gene P2RY12). The coding region runs from base 10 to 1122 and encodes 370 amino acids. Lineage: Eukaryota; Metazoa; Chordata; Aves; Rheiformes; Rheidae. The record is from RefSeq and is a predicted model, not a curated record. The transcript is spliced from 2 exons. Gene Ontology annotation, molecular function: G protein-coupled purinergic nucleotide receptor activity. Gene Ontology annotation, cellular component: membrane. Gene Ontology annotation, biological process: negative regulation of adenylate cyclase activity; G protein-coupled receptor signaling pathway; blood coagulation.
GAACAACAAAUGACCCUUAACUUCCCAUCCCAGGACAUACACAACUAUUUCAUCGCUUCUCAACAGCACGCUACGGAGGGGGGAAAAGACGAAGUGCAAAUGAAAGCCACAAACAACUUCAGCUACUUUAGAAACGACAGCAACUGUACCAGUGAUAACAAAAUCAGUCAAGUCAUUUUUCCUUUGCUUUAUACAAUUCUGUUUCUGGUGGGUAUCACCAUGAAUGGCCUGGCAACAUGGAUCUUUUUUAAAAUAUCCAGUAAAUCCAAUUUCAUCAUCUUCCUCAAGAACACAGUAAUUUCUGACAUCCUCAUGGUCCUAACUUUUCCAUUUAAAAUCCUUAGUGAUGCAAAGCUGGUACCAUGGGUACUGAGAGGAUUUGUAUGCCAGGUCACCCAGGUUGUGUUUUACUUCACCAUGUACAUUAGCAUUUUGUUUCUUGGUCUAAUAACUGUUGAUCGCUAUCAGAAAGCCACUUCGCCAUUCAGAACACCAACCACAAGGAGCCUUUUAGGUGCCAAGAUCCUGUCCACUGCAAUUUGGAUAUCAAUGUUUACUCUUUCAUUACCCAAUAUGAUUCUAACAAACAAGAAAAAGACAUCUAAAAACGUAAAGAAGUGUGCUCUCUUGAAAUCCGAGUUCGGCUUAGUGUGGCAUGAAACUGUAAACUACAUUUGUCAAUUGAUCUUCUGGGUUAAUUUAGCAGUCAUAGUUGUAUGUUAUAUACUCAUAACCAAAGAACUCUACAAAUCCUAUAAAAGGACAAAAUGCACAGGAAAAGCAGCAUCCAAAAAGACUGUAAAUCUGAAGGUUUUUAUCAUUAUCGCAGUGUUCUUUAUUUGUUUUGUGCCUUUCCAUUUUACUAGAAUUCCCUACACUUUGAGCCAAACAAGACAUGUUUUUGAAUGCUCUGCUCAGACGACCUUGUUUUACUUGAAAGAGAGCACACUCUGGCUGACAUCGCUAAAUGCCUGUCUAGACCCAUUCAUUUACUUUUUUCUUUGCAAAUCCUUUAGAAAGUCCUUGCUAAACAUGCUGUGCAAACACACAAUGCCGUCAGAACUCAGAACGCGGACUGCACAGCAGAAUGAAAGAGAUGACACAGGGGAGACUCCGUUAUAG